AUGGAACUGAACUGGUGGUGGAAGAAAUCUAGAGAUUACCCGGUACCACCGCGCCGGGGCCUGUACGGCGUUACCCACACGAGUCGUAGGAAAGCUCCCCCGAUAGCAGUAAGGAGUGCGUUCUUCGGCGAUUUUGAGAGGAUGCAGAAUGUAGAUAUUCCGACACCGACGACGACCUCUUGA
Messenger RNA from Morchella sextelata, 183 nucleotides. RefSeq lists its product as uncharacterized. NCBI's taxonomy places the organism in Eukaryota, Fungi, Ascomycota, Pezizomycetes, Pezizales, Morchellaceae. The record is from RefSeq and is a predicted model, not a curated record. Bases 1 to 183 code for a protein of 60 amino acids. The transcript has a single exon.